Molecule: messenger RNA, 564 nt
Organism: Colletotrichum chrysophilum
Lineage: Eukaryota; Fungi; Ascomycota; Sordariomycetes; Glomerellales; Glomerellaceae
Exons: 2
Coding region: 1-564 (187 amino acids)
Source: RefSeq, a predicted model, not a curated record
AUGCAGCUCAGCACUACCAUUCUGGCAGCGGCCGCUGCCAGCCUCACCAGUCCCGUCGCACCUCCCUCGCCGAGCUCUGUCCCUUCCUCUAUCAUUCUCAUUACUACAACAGCCAAUAGCUUCAAUGGCUCUGCCAACGCCAGUCUCCCCCUCAAGCACGGCCCUAGCAAUCAUCUCCUCACCAGCAACCACAACUUCUCCAAGACCUGCACCAACAUCCACGGUGACUUCAUCGACACUAUCGUCUGGGCCUGCUGUAGCAACACGAACGGCAGCUGGUCCCAGAACCGCUUCCGUCUCGGCCAGUGCCUCGAGAACCGCCGCAGCAAGCUCGUCGCCCGUCGCGACGGCCGCUUCUGGCGCACCUGCCAGGACUGUGGCUUCAAGGACCCGGACAGGGCCACGGUAUAUAGCUGCCGCUGCUGGCCAAAGCCGACUGCUGGGGUUGAGCAUAAGUUUGUGGACACGGAGAUUGACUUGGAUACCUUCAUGGGCAAUGAGCGGGGUGAGCUGGUAUGCUUUGGAGUCAAGGAGAGACACCGCCACGAGGAGUGCCAGCCCUGA